Molecule: messenger RNA, 1328 nt
Organism: Pecten maximus
Lineage: Eukaryota; Metazoa; Mollusca; Bivalvia; Pectinida; Pectinidae
Product: ceramide kinase-like
Exons: 9
Coding region: 86-1159 (357 amino acids)
Molecular function (GO): kinase activity
Source: RefSeq, a predicted model, not a curated record
UAAAGCAUCACAGGUAUUUAAGCUGUUGAAUGCUUCAUUGACCGUCUUCAGAUACAAUUGGACUCCUGAAGCUACAAUAUCCAUCAUGCUGGAGGUAGAAUCCAAUGGAAGUUUAUGUAACUGUAAAGUGGAUGAUGAAGCUGUGGUGUUAUUGCCAAGAACCAUUGAACCAUUUCCAGAUUCCAGUGGGUCAAGUGUUGAUGUAGCAGAUCAUUCAUUGACCAUAGCCUUUGAUGACAUCAUCGCCAUAGUAAAGGAAGACACAACAGCUGCCGGAUCCUCAGAAUUACCGGCUUUGUCUACCAUCAUCCAUUAUGUCAGGAAAGUUCAUGAUGAUCCAAAAUGGAAUCUUGAAACUGUCAAGAUAACUCCAAGCCCUUCAAAGAAAGGGGAGUAUGAAACAUUUCUGCAGGAAAUACAACCCAAGUUUGACAAAGUUGUUGAAACAAGACCUAAGAAGCUGGUUGUCCUGAUGAACCCGAUUGGAGGAAAGAGACAGGCCGGGACUAUGUUUGACACGGUGAUGUCACCUUUAUUUGAGCUAGCCAACAUUUCCUGCCAUCUUAUUGUUUCAGAAGGACCAAAACAUUUGAUUGAAGUGAUAAAGACAUAUGACUAUAAGAGUAUGGAUGGGAUUGUAAUGAUGGGAGGUGACGGCACGUUUUCUGAGAUUAUUAAUGUCCUGAUGAGAAAAACUCAAGAAGAAGCAGGUAUUGACUACAAUGAUACUGCCGCUAAACUUCAGCAAGUAUCGACUCCACUGGCUAUCAUACCAACAGGAACAGGAAAUGGAGUUGCAGAAGGUCUAUAUGGAUGUCAAGAUGUCCUCACAGUUACACUCCACGUCGUCAGGGGUAAAGUACGCACAACCAGGCUACUAGGAACAUACGCUGACGAUAAACUGGUAGGCUACAGUGGCUGUAUUUCUGGCCUAGGACUUGGUGCAGACAUGAUGUACAUUGCAGACAAAAAGCUUCGCUGGAUGAGGGCUGCCCGCUACCUUGCAUUACCUUGGGUCUUCAUGUUCAGAGGUAUACGUCAUGUCAAAGCUGAGUUCACGCUGAACAAAAGGUAUUGUCUUAUUCUUAUCAUUCCAUUAUCAGAUAUUAGAGAACAUAUCACAAAGUUGAGAGAUAUCUGUCCAUCCCAAUCUGUCUAACCGUCCAUAUAGUGUUUAAAUACAGACAAGCCAGGUUCCUAUCAGACAGUCAGAUUGGAACUUCUCUUCCGUACACCAUAUCCUCCUCAGUUUCUCAGGUUUACAUUGCAUGUGUAGAUAUCAAGAAGCUUUGGGUAUUGUUUCUUAGCUUACACAGCAUGUCUAGGGA